Molecule: messenger RNA, 1660 nt
Organism: Callorhinchus milii (elephant shark)
Lineage: Eukaryota; Metazoa; Chordata; Chondrichthyes; Chimaeriformes; Callorhinchidae
Gene: hspa14
Product: heat shock protein 14
Biological process (GO): protein refolding; cellular response to unfolded protein
Cellular component (GO): cytoplasm; ribosome
Molecular function (GO): ATP hydrolysis activity; misfolded protein binding; heat shock protein binding
Source: RefSeq, marked provisional
AAACAUGGCGGCCAUCGGCGUGCACCUGGGCACCACUUGCUGCUGUGUGGCGGUUUACAAGGACAGCCGGGCGGAUGUUGUGGCGAAUGAUUCGGGAGAUCGGGUCACCCCAGCAGUUGUUGCUUAUAGAGAAAAUGAAAAGAUUGUCGGCUUGGCAGCAAAACAAGGCAGAAUCCGGAAUGCGUCAAACACGGUCACAAAAGUAAAGCAGAUUCUCGGACGACAGUUCCAGGAUCCCCAAGUUCAGAAACACGUGGCUGAAAGCAAAUGUUCUGUGAUUGACAAGGACGGCAAACCUAGAUAUGAGAUUGAUACCGGUGAAGAUCUGAAGACCAUCACUCCUGAGGAGGUCACCAAGCUGAUUUUCGAGAAAAUGAAGGAAACUGCUCAUUCAGCUUUGGGUUCUGAUGUGAACGAUGUGGUUAUAACAGUCCCACUGGACUUCGGAAAGAACCAGAAAAAUGUUCUAAGACAGGCAGCCCAGGCAGCAGGGUUCAACGUCCUGCGAUUGGUUCACGAGCCGGCAGCCGCACUGCUUGCAUUUGGAGUGGGACAGGAGUCGCCUACAGGGAAAAGCCACGUGCUGGUUUACAAACUUGGAGGAUCGUCGCUGUCUGUGACAGUGGUUGAAGUGAACAGCGGCAUGUACAGGGUUCUUGCCUCUAACACGGACGACAGUAUAGGAGGAGAGUGUUUCACAGAGGCCUUGGCACACUACUUGUCUUUGGAAUUUCAGAGAUUGUUCAGACAAGAUGUCAAGCAAAACCCCCGAGCCAUGAUGAAGCUGGUGAACAGCGCUGAAGUGGCUAAGCAUGCUUUGUCGACCUUGGGAAGUUCAAACUGUUUUGUCGACUCUCUGCACGAUGGCUUGGACUUUGACUGUAAUGUGUCCAGGGCAAGGUUUGAAUCUGUGUGCUCAACGCUCUUUACUCAAAGUAUACAACCUAUUCAGAAGCUUCUGGAUGAAGUUGGGCUUGCUGGAAGUGACAUAUCUAAGGUGGUUCUCUGCGGAGGCUCGGCUCGGGUCCCCAAGCUGCAGCAGAUGAUCCGAGAGCUGCUCCCAGACGUCGAGCUCCUGAACUCCAUCCCCCCGGACGAGGUCAUCGCCAUGGGCGCCGCCACCGAGGCCGCCAUCUUGCUGGGAAAGGAAAGCAUCGCGCCCGAGGAAGACACGGUCACCGUGGAGUGCUCUGCCCGGAACAUCCUCGCCAAGGAGACUGACGAUGCAGGGACUGACGUGUACACUGUCGUUUUCCCAUCGGGCACGCCACUGCCGGCUCGAAGACCCCACACUUUUCAGGCUUCGGGGGACCUUUCCUCAGCCUGUCUUGAGCUGUAUGAGUCUGAGGACAAAGGCUGCAAGCAGGAGACCAACAAAGUGGCCCAGAUUGUGCUGAAAAACCUGCAGAAGAAGGAGGACGGCCCUCACAAUAUCGUAGCUGUACUCACCAUGAAGAGGGACGGAUCGUUGCACGUCACCUGUACGGAACAAGGAACGGGCAUUUCAGAAAUGGUCACCAUCGAUGCCGUGUCGUAGUAAUGUCGGGGAAGAAAUCAGGACUGUUAUAAUAGAGACACACCGAACAGAGACACUUAGCUCCUGUCAGUGUUUCUGGGACUAUGUGAAAAUUAGGUCUCCAGAAUAAACCUCUCCAUCCUC